Messenger RNA from Penaeus indicus, 693 nucleotides. RefSeq lists its product as uncharacterized. Bases 1 to 693 code for a protein of 230 amino acids. The transcript has 6 exons. The record is from RefSeq and is a predicted model, not a curated record. Lineage: Eukaryota; Metazoa; Arthropoda; Malacostraca; Decapoda; Penaeidae.
AUGAAUGCCAGCGAGUUGGAUGAGAGCAGGUCAGCCACAGUAACGACCUACGUGAGCACCUCGCCUUUAGUGCUUCUAACGAAGGAUAAUACCUUAAUACCAAAAACACAAACCCCAUCCUCGACCCCCCCAGACCCCAUCCUCGACCCCCCCAGACCCCACCAAAGGACCCCACCCCCCCGACCCCCUUGGACCCCCACGGACCUCACCCCCCCCCCCUCCCCAAGAAAACCAGUUCCAUUCGAAUCCCAAUCAAGUAGUCAUCGGUCCUCGGGCAGCGGCAACAGCACACGUCCGCUGUCUGAUGGCAGUGUAGACCGAAACGAAGCAAUAGCCAUUCCCGACAUGUCCUCCCUCGUGCCCUAUGCCCCAGCGCCCCCUCCGCCCGCGGUCGCUCUCCCAAUGGGGCGGAGGCGAACCGAGCAGCAGGCGCAGCCGAGGAUUCCUAAAAGGUUCAUCGAGUUCGCCGUUAAAUCAGAGAAACUGACACAAAAAAACACGAGGCACAAACAUACAAAACAGGCAAGAACUGAUGUUCCGAGGCAGCCGCUGAACCAGACGCUGUGCCACACGGCGGGCGAUGUGUCGGAAAUGAAGCGGCCACAACAGGGUACACGCGGAAGUGUUCCUGCUGCUGCUGCUCUUAGCCGAAAUCCGGAUCAGCGAGACAUAGCUGUGAACGUGCACCUUUAA